Messenger RNA from Parnassius mnemosyne (clouded apollo), 5247 nucleotides. Lineage: Eukaryota; Metazoa; Arthropoda; Insecta; Lepidoptera; Papilionidae. The record is from the annotation of a GenBank genome assembly.
GUUAUUAAAGAUGGCGACAGCGAUUGUUAGUUCGGCUCGUCAGGUGGGGAGGCUAACAAAUGCGGCCAGAAGAUUAUACUCUGAUGUUUAUCCAAAAAUAACCACACAUUACACAAUUCACCCUCGAGAUAAGGAUCCACGAUGGAAAGAUAUAAACAUGGAAAGAAUAGCAGAGGAAACAGAUAUCCUCAUUAUUGGCGGAGGACCAGCUGGAAUGGCAGCUGCAAUCAGAGCAAGGCAGAUAGCAGAGGAGAAGGGGGCUGAAGUACGAGUAACACUACUGGAGAAGGCCACAGAAAUAGGUGGCCACAUAUUAUCAGGAGCAUGUGUUGAUCCAAUAGCAUUAAAUGAACUUAUACCAGAUUGGAAAGAAAAGGGUGCUCCUCUGAACACUCCAGUCACCUCUGAUAAAUUCGGUUUACUCACCAAAAGUGGUAGAAUUCCUAUACCAGUAUUUCCAGGUUUACCAAAUUACAAUCAUGGCAACUAUGUAGUAAGAUUGGGUCACCUGGUGCGGUGGUUGUCUGAGCAAGCUGAGGCACUGGGAGCUGAGGUAAGAUAUAUCUAUAAUUUUCAUUCUCACAAUGAAAUAAACUCAUUAAUCAUGUCUUUACAUAUAGAUAAAAUUGAAGUGUCUGUCUGUAAUAUUGAAAUGACUUCCUUAUAUGCUGAGAGGGUCACUUGUACGCCAAUAAGUCAAGAAUAAUCUUUGUUAAAAUUUUUGUCUGUCUGCCUAUCUGUCCGUUAGGCCUAAUCUUCCGGAAUGAUUUAAUAAAUUGUAAUAAAACAUUCAUGAGCAGAUAAAUAGCAAUGCUAUCAGUGAUUUAGACUAUAUUUUAUCUGAAAAACAUGAUAUCUUAUUAGAAAAAAAAAUUUAAAUUUUCGAAAAUAAAUGGUCUUUAAUUAUUUUAAAUCUAAAUAACACCACUUUAAUAAACCUUACUCAAGCGAAGCCAGGGCGGGUCGCUAGUAUAGGAAUAUAAAUUAAUAUUUGUUUCUUUGUCAUUCAUGCAUUCCUAUACCAUACAUCUAAUUGCGAUGAAGCUUUGGUGAGUUGGUACCCACAAAAGAUUCUGAUAAUUUUUUCAUGAAAUCAGUCAUCCCAUUUCGACGAAACUGGUAAGUUUUUGUGUGUGCGCCCACGAAGGCACAGGGUCACAAACAAAAAGGCAUUGCUAUAUUAUGCCGUGCUUUGUGGUAUUCCUUGGCAGGCCUAUGUUCAGCAGUGGAAUUGUGAAGGGCUGUAAUGAUGAUGAUGAUGAUAUUAUGCUAGACUCAUCUAGUCGCCUAUAAAAUAUGUUAUUAUAUUCAUCAGCUUCCUAUACAUUGUGGGUCAAUAGGCUUAGCCAAGUUGACUUUCUACAGUUGUGAAUGCUAAUAGAAAACUAAAAAAUUAAUGAAAAUGAUCUCUAUAAUGAGUCUUGACGAAAUGCCUUGAUUAAAUCAACUAAAUAGGUCAUAUUAUAGUGCCACAAAAACACCCUUAUACACACAGACAUUCACUACUUUGAAUAUAUCUAAAAUAAGUAAACAUUAUAAUGUUACAUACGAGUAUUAGUUAAAUACCAAAGAACUUACAGUUCACCUGAUGAUGGUAAGUGGUUAUUGCAGUACAUGGCUACAGCCAACUUUAGACAAAGAUGCCUAGAAUUGCAUUGUCACAUCUGAGGUUUAAGAUGGAAUGCCUCUCAGCCUGUAAAUAUACUGGCUCUUUAUGCCUUCCGACCAGAAGACGGCAGUGCAGGCACUUCUAUUUGAUGGCAGAAAUAGGUAAGAGGUAACUUAACCUAACCAGGCAAACUCCUACUGAGAUAAGGAGUUCUAUCACCUAGUGCCUCAUAUUCAGAGAGACGAAAAAUCUUUUGGUUUUGGUGUUUUAUUGAUAAACUAGCUGUUCCUCGCGACUUCGCUCGCGUGUUGGGGUUUUUAUGUUUUUGCGCGGAACAUUAAUUCUUUUUCUAAAAUAAAAGUAGCCUAAAUUACUCCUUAUGAAAUAUGUUAUCUGCCAGUGAAAGCCCCGUUAAAAUCGGUCCAACCGUUUCGGAGAUUAGCCGGAACAAACAAACAGACAAAAAUUUUAAAAAUAGUAUUUUAGUUAUAAGUACCGUAUUUACUUUCAUAUGCAUUUAGCAAAAUAACUGUAAUUUUGACAUUACAGACACUUCAAUUUUAUUUCUUUGUAUAGAUUUCUAUAAAUUAAUAAAGACUAUUAAUUUCUACUAUAUAAUUAUAUAGUACUUGCCUGGUGGUCGUAAUUCGAUUGUAACUCAUAAAAUUUUUAAGUUUAUAAAAUUAAAAAAAAAUACAAUUUAAAGUUGUAUUUCAUUUCCAACUCACAGUAUGAAUGUACAUCUAUAUACAUGUAUCAUCUAUGCUUUUAAUAGCACAUUAAUAUUAAAACACAUAUUUAUUAUGCAAAAUACAAAAUAGCCCUUUUGUCUUAAUAUACACCGUACACAUUAUCGAAAAAGGAAUAUUUAAAAUUGCACAAAAUUCACAACUCACUCAGUCAAUAUUUUGGCGACAUGAGUCGUGGUAGCUGCAUGGGUUUAGCGCUCGCUGCAAAUUUCACAGUACGCUAGCAGCAUCCCGGUUUCAAUCCUCGAUUUCGAUCGAAUGAAUGAAAUUGUUAAUUGAAAUUUUAAGUGCUGAUUGAUAACGUGCUCGGCGGUGAAGGAAAAUCGUCAUCGUGAGGAAACCUGCAUGUGUGAAAAAAACAAGAUUUCUAAGACAUGUGGAUUCCUCCAGCACGCAUUGGGGCAGCGCGGCGGACACUUCCUUGCCCUAAAAUCCUCUCAGAAGUGAGAGGAAGUCUGUGUCCAGCAGUGAAACGUAUAAAGACUGUAACUUUCACUUUACUUAGGCUGCAAACUCUACUUUGUGCAACUGUUUGAGCACAGACCAUUAUGUGUUUUAAGAUAAGAUUGGCAGUAGUAAGUAAAUAAUGAAUGUUAUUUAUGCAAUAUAUUUUUAUUACAUAUAUUAAAUAAAUUUUAGAUUUUGAGGGGGUGUCCUUCUCCGUAUAAAAUUUAACUAUGACAAAUCUCACACCUCAAUGCGGUAAAAAGUUUUCGUGUGUAGCAUAUUGUGUCGGUAGAUAAUAAUAACGGUUUCUACGGCUACCCUGGGUUGGGUGAAUAAAUGAUCGUUUACGGGUUCAGUGUGUUUAAAUAAACGUUCCCCGUAUUCCCUGAAUAGCAAGGACAUUACAGUGGCGACGAGUUUAUUUUGUGUAUUAAUAAUCGAUUAACCUACAGUAGAAGUCACGCGUUAAAAUGUCUAUCUAUGGGAAAGUGCCAGUUUUCGAUUGCAAAAUAGAUGAGUGGGUGGUACACGUAGCACAACUAAACAACUUCUUUAUUGCAAAUGGAAUCGACGAUAUCACAGAUGCUCAAAGAGUGAGAAGACGGGCAAUUUUAUUGAAUAGCAUGUCACAAGACUCAUAUCGUCUUACUCGUGAUUUAUUGUAUCCAAAUACGCCUGAAUCAACCGAUUACAAGGCGAUUAUUGCUGCGCUUGACGGCCACUUCGACCCAAAAAAGUGUAUAUACGCUGAAAGACAAAAGUUUUAUUCGGCUAAAAAGGACCCUCACGAGUCAAUGGUGGAGUAUGCUGCUCGUCUUCGUGGACUAGCAUCGGCAUGUUGUUUUGGUACAGCUCUAGAGAUGUGUUUGACGGAUCGUUUUGUACUUGGUCUUGACACUGCGUCGGCCCGAGAGAAAUUAUUUAGAGAAGAUCCCAAUCAGCUAAAACUAAAUAAGGCACUUGAAGUAGCUUGUGCAGUUGAAAGUGCGCAGCGUAUUGUUUCCGCUGGCGAUUCGGCAGAGUUAAUUAAGUCUGAACCUGUGCUAUAUACGGACUCGCGGCGAAAAGCUACUGCAAGCGGCGGUACACGAGGCGGUCGCGCCCGUGGUGGCGGCGACGGCGGAGCCCCCAGGUGUAGUGUGUGUGGUGCGAGGUCACACGAUACCUCCGUAUGUGGCUAUCGUCAUCUGUCGUGCAAUUUGUGUGGUGCAAAAGGGCAUUUAAAAAGAAUGUGUUCUAAGAGAUACUACGUACAUAACGAGAUUACAACCAAAAAGGACAAAAUUGUGAAAAAGCAGCAUAAUGGUAUGCAGAAUAAUUACAUUUUGGAAGGUAGUGAUAGGGACGAAUGUAAUGAUUUUUCACCAAUUAAUAAUGUUAGAGAUAUAAAUAAUGAAUCACGUAUUAAUACUAUUUUAUAUAAGGAAGAAAAACCGAUAUCUCUUGAAGUUAUGGUGCGAGGUGUUACUCUUAGUAUGGAGGUUGAUUCCGGUAGUGGGGUAUCAGCGCUGCCCGCGCGCAUAUGGUAUAUGUAUUUCUCGCGAAACUUGUCACUCGGUGAGUCCAAUAAAACUUUAUAUACAUACAGUGGUUCUGCUUUAAGGCUAUUGGGCAUGUGUUACUUACCAGUCACAUAUAAUAAUGUAACGCAUAAUAUAAAAUUUUAUGUUGUUGAAAAUGGCCCGGUUCCCUUGCUCGGUAGGGACUUUAUGACAAAAUUUAAUUUCGCUUUUAUCUCAUUAAAUUAUUGUUCAGUAGAUAAAGAAAAAUUUAUUUUGUCGAAAUAUAAAACAUUAUUUUCUGGUGGGUUGGGCACGUUCAAUAAAUAUAAGUUAACGCUACACUUAAAAGAAGGUGUCACACCAAAAUUUUUUAAAGCUAGGCCGGUGCCUUUUGCGCUCAAAGAUAAGGUAAGCGCAGAGUUGGACCGAUUAGUGCGCGCUGGCAUACUCAAACCGGUUUCUUAUUCUAAUUACGCGUCACCGAUUGUUGCAGUAUUAAAGAAAAAUAAUGACGUACGUAUUUGCGGCGAUUAUUCUAUGACGAUCAAUAAGGCCCUAAUAAUUGACUCUUAUCCAUUGCCCAAAAUAAGUGAGUUAUGUGCAUCGUUACACGAUUGUCGUUACUUUAGUAGGCUUGAUUUAUCAAAUAGUUAUAAUCAGUUCCUUCUAGAUGAUGAGUCACAAAAAUAUACAUGUAUCAAUACGCAUAAAGGUCUUUUUGUUUAUACAAGAUUAGUGUUCGGUUUGUCAAAUGCGCCAGCUUUGUUCCAGCGUGCUAUGGUGCAACUGCUGCAGGGCAUAGAUGGCGUGGAGUGUUUCCUCGACGACUUGUUAAUCGCGGCUCCGCCCGCCGAAUUACAUUGGGAACGUGUCGAUUUGGUACUAAAUCGUCUAAGAGACGCCGGGCUAAUGCUCCAGCGCUCGAAAUGUUCAUUCUUCC